This is a messenger RNA of Saccostrea cuccullata (small rock oyster), 1126 nucleotides long. RefSeq names its product polyubiquitin-like. Gene Ontology annotation, biological process: protein ubiquitination; modification-dependent protein catabolic process. The transcript has a single exon. The record is from RefSeq and is a predicted model, not a curated record. Bases 139 to 939 code for a protein of 266 amino acids. Gene Ontology annotation, cellular component: nucleus; cytoplasm. NCBI's taxonomy places the organism in Eukaryota, Metazoa, Mollusca, Bivalvia, Ostreida, Ostreidae. Gene Ontology annotation, molecular function: ubiquitin protein ligase binding; protein tag activity.
GAAAGGAAAGAUGGUUAUCCCCCUGAUCAGCAGAGAUUGAUAUUUGGGAAAGAAAAGGUGGAAGAUGACCAUACCCUUUCCCAUUACAAUAUUCAACCAUAAUCAACUCUUCAGUUGAUUAUAUGUCUGAAAGAAGGAAUGCAGAUAUUUGUCAAAACUCCCUCGCAGGGAACCAUGACACUUGCAGUUGAGCCCUCGCAUACAAUUGGAAGUGUCAAUACUAUGAUGAAAGACAGACUGGGAAUGCCUGAAGAAGAACAGAAAUUGGUGUUUCAGGAUAAACCACUCAAUGAUGGUUGUUCUCUCUACGAUUGUGACAUUCAGACAGAAUCUACGAUUCGCUUGAUUCCACGUUUGCAAGAAAAAAUACAAAUUUUUGUUGAGACACUAUCAAGAAGAACAAUCCCUUUUGAAGUUCAACUAACAGACACUAUUGACAAUAUUAAAACAAAGAUUGGAGACAAAGAAGGAAUUCCUCCAGAUAAUCAAGUAUUGUCAUUUUUAGGAAAAACACUGAAAAAUGUUUGCACCCUUUUUGAUUACAACAUUCAGAAUAGGUCAAUUCUUCUGCGUGUGCAACAGAAUCGAAGGAUGAAGCUAUUUAUCAGGACCCCUACCGAAACAACCAUUACACUUGAAGUAAAUCCAUCAGAUACCAUUGAAAAUGUCAAGAUCAGGAUACAGGAACGACUAAGAAUUCCCGUAGAACAGCAGAAAUUGAUUUUUGAAGGAAAACCGCUCUCUGAUGAUCAUUCACUUGAUGAAUACGGCAUUCGACGGGGGUUUUCUGUUUGCUUAGUUCUGCGUUUGGAAGAAAAAAUGAAUCUUUUUGUUAAGAUAUACAAUAGAACUAUACCUCUUACAGUUAAACUGUCAGAUACUAUCGAAAGUGUCAAACGUAGGAUUCAAGAUUGUGAGGGAUUUGUCCCUGACAAUUAACAACUGAUGUUGAUGGGGAAAUUACUAAAAAAUGGGUGCACCCUUUAUGAUUAUAAUAUUCAGGAGGGCUGCACUGUGCAACUCAGAUAUAUGACGGUUGGUCCACCUGCAUCAUAAUUCUUUCAGAGUAUAAUUAAUAGGAACAUGUCAAUAUGCACAGAUGCUGUCACCUGAUUCUUCCGAAUGA